Molecule: messenger RNA, 2676 nt
Organism: Plasmodium malariae
Lineage: Eukaryota; Apicomplexa; Aconoidasida; Haemosporida; Plasmodiidae
Product: glucose-6-phosphate dehydrogenase-6-phosphogluconolactonase, putative
Exons: 1
Coding region: 1-2676 (891 amino acids)
Biological process (GO): pentose-phosphate shunt, oxidative branch; glucose metabolic process
Molecular function (GO): glucose-6-phosphate dehydrogenase activity; NADP binding
Source: RefSeq, a predicted model, not a curated record
AUGGACUAUCAACUAUUUUUAGAAAGCUUGGAGGAAGCGAGUUAUCUACGCAAGGUGAAGUACCUUAAUGCUAAGGACUUAACAGAUUUUAACAUAAAAGCAGCAUAUUAUAUUUGCAAGGAAAUACAUGAAAAGCAGUUAAGUAACGAAAAUGGUUAUGUAGUUAUAGGAUUAUCAGGGGGUAGAACACCUAUCGAUGUUUAUAAAAAUAUAUGUUUAAUUAAAGAUGUAGAAAUUGAUAAAAGUAAACUAAUUUUUUUUAUAAUUGAUGAAAGAUACAAAAGUGAUGAUCAUAAAUUUAGUAAUUAUAAGAAUAUUAAAUUUUUAUUUUAUGAAUUACGUAUAAAUGAGAAGGAACAAUUGUUCAGACCAGACACAACAAAGAAUCUUGUUGAAUGUAUAAGAGAAUAUAAUGAAAAAAUAAAGUACAUGCUGAAAAAAUACAAGAAAAUUGAUAUAGCAAUAUUAGGUAUGGGUAGUGACUUUCAUAUAGCUAGUUUAUUUCCAAAUAUAUUUUAUAAUAUAUAUAUGAAUAAUUAUCAAAAUGGGUAUAUAUAUGAAGAUAAGUCAAUUCAUCAUAUGCAAAAUAAUGAAAACGAUAAUGAGAAUGACAGUUUAAAUUUAUUAAAAGAAUAUGUAUAUUUUACAACUACUAAUAAUUUUGAUGUUCGAAAAAGAAUUACAGUAUCUUUAGAUGUAUUAGGAAAUGCACUAAGUAAAAUAUUUUUAUUGAAUUCCGCAGAAAAAUUAGACCUAUGGAAAAAUAUGCUUUUAAAAUCAUAUAUAGAUGCGAAUUAUAAUUUAUACCCAGCUGUUUAUUUAAUAGAUACUUGUAACACUACUGUUAUAACAUGUGGUUAUGAAAAUUAUACAAAACAGUUACAAGAAAUUUAUGAUUCCAAUAAUUCCAUAUCAUCCCACACUAGUAAUAGCUUUCAUAAAAGAGAAUUAUUAACUAUAAUUGUUUUUGGCUGUUCAGGUGAUUUGGCAAAAAAAAAAAUAUAUCCAGCUAUAUUUAAACUAUUUUGUAAUAAAUUAUUACCAAAAGAUUUAUUAGUAAUUGGUUUUGCUAGAACAGCACAAGAUUUUGAAUCCUUUUUUGAUAAACUAGUCAUAUAUUUGAAGAAGUGUUUACAUUGUUAUGAGGAUUUGUCUAUUUCGCAAAAAAGAGAUCUCUUAAAUUCGUUCAAACAUAGGUGCAGGUACUAUAUUGGUAAUUAUGCCUGUUCAGAAAGUUUUGAAAAUUUUAAUAAAUAUUUGAUAGAGGUGGAGCAGGAAGCGCACUCCAAUGAGUACACGUGUUAUUACAAUAUUAUAGGUGAGGAUAAAUCGUGCAGUAGUGAUUUACACAAAAGGGGCACAAAUGAUGAAUGGUCAAGAUGUCCUCCAACGGAUGCAACUGAUGUAGCACAUUCCACGGCGAACUAUACUUAUGUGAUAAACAGAAUGCUGUAUUUAGCAUUACCUCCGCACAUUUUUGUUAGUACAUUAAAGAAUUAUAAGAAACAUUGUUUGAACAGCAAUGGGACGGACAAAAUAUUAUUAGAGAAACCUUUUGGAAAUGAUUUGGAAUCUUUUAAAAUAUUAUCAAAACAGAUAUUAGAAAAUUUCAAUGAACAACAUAUAUAUAGAAUAGAUCAUUAUUUAGGUAAAGAUAUGGUUUCAGGAUUAAUGAAAUUAAAAUUUACGAAUACUUUUUUAUUAUCCUUAAUGAAUAGGCAUUUUAUUAAAUGCAUUAAAAUUACCUUAAAAGAAACAAAAGGAGUAUAUGGUAGAGGUCAGUAUUUUGAUCCAUAUGGUAUCAUAAGAGAUGUUAUGCAAAAUCAUAUGUUACAAUUAUUAACAUUAAUAACUAUGGAGGAUCCUAUAGAUUUAAGUGAUGAAUCAGUUAAAAAUGAAAAGGUUAAAAUAUUGAAAUGUAUACCAUCUAUAAAAUUAGAAGAUAGUAUUAUUGGUCAAUAUAUCAAAUCAAAUAAUUAUCAGGAAGAUAAUUCGAAUGAAGAUAAUAUUGAUGAAUCAAAAAGAAAUCAUAGUUAUCAUGAUGAUCCACAUAUAGAUGCAAAUUCAAUUACUCCCACAUUCUGUACAUGUAUCUUAUAUAUUAAUUCUAUUAAUUGGUAUGGUGUUCCAAUAAUAUUUAAAACAGGAAAAGGAUUAAAUAAAGACAUAUGUGAAAUCAGAAUUCAAUUUCAUAAUAUUAUGGGCUCAUCUGAUGAAAAUAUGUAUAACAAUGAGUUUGUUAUUAUUUUACAACCUGUUGAAGUAAUAUAUCUAAAAAUGAUGAUCAAAAAAACUGGAUGUGAGGAAAUGGAAGAAGUACAAUUAAAUUUAACAGUUAAUGAAAAAAAUAAAAAAGCCAAUGUCCCAGAGGCAUAUGAAACUUUAUUAUUAGAAUGUUUUAAAGGAUAUAAAAAAAAAUUUAUUUCAGAUGAAGAACUAUAUGAAUCAUGGAGAAUAUUUACCCCCUUAUUAAACGAAUUACAAGAAAAACAAAUUAAACCAUUGAAAUAUCCAUUUGGUUCAUCAGGGCCAAAAGAAGUUUUUGAUCUUGUGAAGAAAUAUUAUAACUAUGGAAAAAAUUAUACGAACACUCCUGAAUUUGUCAGAAAAUCUUCCAUUUAUGAGGAUAAUCUGCUAGAUAUUAAUUGGGAAAAGAAGUGUCUUAAAACCAGUUAA